Sorghum bicolor (sorghum) is the source of this 847-nucleotide messenger RNA. RefSeq names its product succinate dehydrogenase subunit 6, mitochondrial. Bases 101 to 526 code for a protein of 141 amino acids. The transcript is spliced from 4 exons. The record is from RefSeq and is a predicted model, not a curated record. Gene Ontology annotation, cellular component: outer membrane. NCBI's taxonomy places the organism in Eukaryota, Viridiplantae, Streptophyta, Magnoliopsida, Poales, Poaceae.
CUCCCUUCUUUCCCCAGACCAACCGCAGCAAAAGGGCAACACCACCUCCUCGCCGUCGAAACGAAUCCAAGUGACCAGCGAACCGGCGGCGGCGGCGGCGAUGGGGAUCGGUGAGCACUUCGAGGGCUUGAAGCAGCACUGGGCGAGCAACCUCGCCUUCCUCGACUACUUCAAGAAGGUCUACGGCCGCGCCGAGCCCCUCCCCAAGUGGACCGACGCCGACGUCGACGAGUUCAUCGCCUCCGACCCCGUCUACGGGCCCCAGCUCAAGGCCCUGCGGGAGUCGAGGAAGUUCGCGCUCGCCGGGGGCUUCAUCGGCGCCGCCCACCUCGGAGGCGUCGCGCUCAAGUUCUCCAAGGCGCCGCACGGCGUCCUGUUGGCGACCGGGUUCGGGGCGAUCACCGGCGCCGUGCUGGGAUCUGAGGUGGCGGAGCACUGGUACCAGCUCUACAAGAUGGACAGGCAGGGGGCCAACCUUAGGUUCAUCUACUGGUGGGAGGACAAGGUCUCAGGCCAGAAGAGCUGAAUCAUGUUGAAUGAUGCCUAUUGUGAGCAUACCAGUUUGACAAAACAUUGAUGUCUCUUAUGUGGAAUGCUUAGUUUUUGUUUCCUAGUUUUCUCUAAUAAGGUGUGUAUUGGUUGUGGAAACCAACUGGACAAUGUAUUUUCAUUGCUGUCAUGAGUGCUGUUUAUCCUUAGUACUUACAAUGUUCAUGGUCACUCUGGUGUAAACAGCAAAUCCUAUCCGUUUUCAAGACAUGUUUUCUCAAACUACUAUUUUUCUGUCAGUAGUUACAAUCUCGGAAAUAAAAAGGCUGCACGCUGCAUCCGAAACACUUGGCCUUCA